Messenger RNA from Brassica oleracea var. oleracea, 732 nucleotides. RefSeq lists its product as uncharacterized. The transcript has 2 exons. The coding region runs from base 1 to 732 and encodes 243 amino acids. Lineage: Eukaryota; Viridiplantae; Streptophyta; Magnoliopsida; Brassicales; Brassicaceae. The record is from RefSeq and is a predicted model, not a curated record.
AUGAUACAGGCUAGGGAGUUGAUUUACCCAUUGCUUAAAAGGCGAAUAGGCAAUGGUCAAAGUACUCGGUUUUGGUUCGAUAACUGGACUCCUCUUGGGAAGCUAUACACGGCUCUAGAUGCAGGAACUUCCCGACUAGGCAUACCGAAGAUGGCAACUGUUGCGUCUCUCUUUAUUGGAGGAUCCUGGAAUUUGCCGUUCGCUAGGACUGAUGCUCAGCUUGCUCUGCAGAUUCAUUUAACAACGGUAACUCUUUCAGAUCAGGAGGAUCACUAUGAAUGGAUGAUAGAGGGAAAAACACGGAUGAGAUAUAAGACAGGCGAGAUGUAUGAUUACCUGAAAGGUGUUCAACAAAUGGUACCAUGGGCUAAAGUAAUCUGGAUCUCCUAUGGAAUCCCGAGGCAUAGCUUCCUCUCUUGCGCCGAUGUUUGGAGAAGGAUAGCUCAUUGUUGUCAGCUCCAACCUCUCACCGUGUGGGAAGAUAUUAUCCUUCAACUUCAAAGACUACUGAGGGAUCGAGACUCUCGCCGAGUAACUCUACUGGCGUUUCAGGCUACCGUUUACUGGAUCUGGACUGAGCGUAACACAAGACUGCACCAACAACUCUUCAAAACUCCAGAGACUGUCUUCUCAACGAUAGACAGGCAGAUUAGGAAGAGGCUGCAGAGCUUUCGACAUGCAAAUCCAAGGGCAUCAUCGGCGAUGACUCAACUGUGGUUUCUCCACUUGUAA